Pestalotiopsis fici W106-1 is the source of this 1068-nucleotide messenger RNA. RefSeq lists its product as uncharacterized. Gene Ontology annotation, molecular function: FAD binding; D-amino-acid oxidase activity. The record is from RefSeq and is a predicted model, not a curated record. The transcript is spliced from 5 exons. Bases 1 to 1068 code for a protein of 355 amino acids. NCBI's taxonomy places the organism in Eukaryota, Fungi, Ascomycota, Sordariomycetes, Amphisphaeriales, Sporocadaceae.
AUGGCAAGGGAUACUAUAGUGAUUGUUGGAGCUGGUAUCAUUGGCCUCGAUGUAGCACUAGUUCUCGCUCAACGAGGAUAUGGUCGGUAUGUCACAGUUGUGGCCGAGCAUCAUCCAGGCGACACGAAUGCAGCAUAUACAUCCCCAUGGGCAGGUUGCAACUUCUCUGCAAUUUCGGGAACUGAUGCCAAUGCGUUGAGAUGGGAUCAACUCGGCUAUUCCCAUCUUACACGGCUCGCAUCUGAGAAAAGUGAAGAGUCCUUUGUCAAGCGUACUGAGUCCACGGAACUGUGGGAUGAAGAUGUUCCACAUGACAAGAUCCAGGCCAUGUCACAGUAUUUGGAAGACUUUCGAAUCCUCCCCGGUUCAGAGCUUCCCGAAGGCGUCAAAUUUGCCGUCUCCUUUACCACCUUGACCAUCAAUGCGCCUGAGCAUAUUCAGUACCUUUACCAAAGGCUGCAGAACGAAUACAGCGUACGUUUUGUCCGACAAAAGUUGCCCAAUAUUCGUGCUGCCUAUACCAGCAGAGCUACCGAGGUAGUGUUCAACUGUGUAGGUAAUGCGGCGCGAAGCCUUCCUGGCGUGGCAGACACCAAAUGCUAUCCUACUCGUGGUCAGGUAGUCUUGGUCAGAGCCCCCAGCGUCCAGAAAAACAUCAUGCGCCAUGGCAGAGACUACGAGACAUAUGUGAUACCUCGUCCUAGCUCUAAUGGACACGUUAUCCUCGGUGGUUUUAUGCAAAAGGGAAAUGGCGAUAAAUCAACCUAUCGCGCCGAUACCGAGUCCAUCUUGCGCCGAACCACAGACCUCAGCGCCGAGCUGGCGCAACAAGCGCCCGAGGUUGUGGCUGCAUUUACUGGACUCAGGCCGUCCAGAGAAGGUGGUGCGAGAAUUGAAAGAGAAGAUAUUGCAAUCAAUGAUAAUAAGCGCAUCUUGGUGCAUAAUUAUGGCGCGGGAGGCACAGGCUUUCAAGCUGGGUACGGCAUGGCUACAGAAGCUGUGGAUACUAUUCAAGACUUCUUGCAGUCUUUGAAGACGAGCGAGAUUGGGACACGCAGUCGCCUGUAG